UGUUGGCUUGCUAAUUAAAGGGUUUUACUUACAAUUUAUCCUAAGCAGAAUCUUCAAACAUUUCCUGAUUUCUGUCGCAUUGAUUCAUCAGUUAAUCAAGCAGUAAGAGUAAUUUUGUUCUUUUGACAAAUGGGUGACUCGAUUGGUCCGAGGUUGUACAGUUGCUACAAAUGCAGGAACCAUGUAGCACUACAUGAUGAUAUUAUCUCGAAAGAUUUUCAGUCGAAAAGUGGAAGAGCCUAUCUGUUUACGCAUGUAAGGAAUGUAUUCGAAGGGCCAGAAGCUGACCAAGAACUGAUCACAGGUCUGUACACUGUGUCCGACGUUCACUGCACGGAUUGCCGGGAGGUUUUGGGAUGGAAGUACGAUAAGGCAUUUGAGGAAUCCCAGAAGUACAAAGAAGGCAAAGCUGUGCUUGAAAAGUUUAAGAUUGUUAAAGAGAAUUGGUAGCACCCAUUGCUGCUGUUUCAUUGCCAAAAAUCCUGUUUGUUUGCGUUGU
Molecule: messenger RNA, 499 nt
Organism: Olea europaea var. sylvestris
Lineage: Eukaryota; Viridiplantae; Streptophyta; Magnoliopsida; Lamiales; Oleaceae
Product: protein yippee-like At4g27745
Exons: 2
Coding region: 130-450 (106 amino acids)
Source: RefSeq, a predicted model, not a curated record